Exophiala aquamarina CBS 119918 is the source of this 453-nucleotide messenger RNA. RefSeq lists its product as uncharacterized. The record is from RefSeq and is a predicted model, not a curated record. The transcript has 2 exons. Lineage: Eukaryota; Fungi; Ascomycota; Eurotiomycetes; Chaetothyriales; Herpotrichiellaceae. The coding region runs from base 1 to 453 and encodes 150 amino acids.
AUGUCACCUAAUAUGCCUGGAGCUCGGCAUUUCAAUUGGGAGUACUAUGGUCAGAGAGAUCUGAAAGGCAGAGGAACACUUGAUGAUGACGGCGGCUCUACAGUGCAUGGCAAACUCAUCACUCCAAGCUCCUUGGCGAUUGAAGGUUCAGCAAUCGGUCUCGCCCACGAAUUCGUUCUCAAGAAGGAUGUUAAGAGGGAUCAUUUUGUCAGCUGGCAGGUUAUUGAGUAUGGUGAAGAAUCCCAGACUAUCAGAGUGCGACGAGAGGUGGACGCGAGCCAUCGUAAAGAGCUGGCUGGCAAAGGCUUUGAGACCAUGAGAAUGAGUUACGGCACCACUGAAAUGAGACUACCAGCGGCGGAAUGGUCCAAGUGUUGGCUGAGUGGACUUGUCACCUGUAAGUGCGUUAUUCACUUCAGCGAACACUUCCCUGGCAAUCACUGUUAUCGUUGA